CUCAUUCCUUCCCUCGCUCCUCUCCUCUUCUCCCUCCUUCCUUCCCUCACUCCUCUCCUCUUCUUUUCUCCUCCCCCCAGCUAGGAGAGGGUGAAUCUGGGACUCCCAUUGAGCAGACAGACAGAAGAACAGCUAGAGGUCCCAUCCAUCACUCUCUGUCUGUCUGUCCCUGUCUCUCUCUCUCACGUCUCUCUGUUUUGAGAAGAGGAUCUUGCCUCCGCCCAGACCCAGGGAUAGGAACCAGGGGUCCAGGCCAAGAGGGAGUCACUGUGUUACUGGAACCCAGCCAGAGAGACUCUGUCUCCUGCUACGGCCAGAAGGAUUCCUGCUACAUGGGUAAACACUUGGAACAGCAACAGAUGUACCCCCAAUACAUCUACUAUUACCCCCACUACCUCCAGACUAAGCAGUCCUAUGCCCCUCCCCCUUCCACCAUGGUCCCUCCCAGUCCCAGCCCUAACAACGGUCACCACAGAGGAGGAGGAGGAGGCUGUAGUAUGGAGCAGCUCAGUCAAACUAACCUGUACAUCAGAGGACUGCCCUCUGGGACCAGUGACCAGGACCUCAUCAAACUAUGUCAACCAUAUGGGAAAAUAGUGUCAACCAAGGCCAUACUGGACAAGAACACUAAUCAAUGCAAAGGAUAUGGCUUUGUGGACUUCGACACCCAGACAGCAGCCCAGAAAGCUGUAGCCUCUCUAAAGGCCAGCGGAGUCCAGGCACAGAUGGCCAAGCAACAGGAACAGGAUCCCACUAACCUGUACGUUUCCAACCUGCCUGUGUCCAUGGAUGAGCAGGAGCUGGAGAACAUGCUGAAACCGUUCGGUCACGUCAUCUCAACACGGGUACUACGGGACGCCACCGGGGUCAGCAGAGGAGUCGGCUUCGCCAGGAUGGAGUCAACAGAGAAGUGUGAUGUGGUGAUUCAACAUUUCAAUGGAAAGUUCCUGAAGACUCCUCCAGGCGUACCAGCUCCUGUAGAACCCCUACUCUGUAAGUUUGCAGAUGGAGGACAGAAGAAGAGGCUGAACCAGAACAAGUACCCCCAAAACGGACAACCAUGGACCAGAGAUGGAGAGAGUGGCAUGACGUUGACAUAUGACCCCACUGCAAUGCAUAAUGGGUUCUACUCCUCUCCAUACAUCUCCACCAAUAGGAUGAUAGCGCAGACAUCCAUCACUCCCUUCGUCGCUGCCUCACCCGUCUCCACGUACCAGGUCCAGAAUACAUCCUGGAUGCCUCAUCAACAGUAUGUUAUGCAACCUACCGGUGCUGUGAUAACCCCAGCUAUGGACCUCUCCAUGCCCAUGCAGCCCUCCAGUAUGAUGGGUCCUAUAACACAGCAGAUUAACCACAUGUCCCUGGGAAACACAGGAACCCAGUACAUGUCUGCAGCAGCUGCUCCAAUGCAAGGAGCCUACAUUCCUCAGUACCCUGCAGUGCCUGACUCCGCCCUCACAGUGGACGCAGUGGUGACAGAGGACUCGCCCCAGACUGUACCCCCCUCCUCACAGGACCCUAACGGACAGCCACCCCUGGACAGCGACUCACCUGCCUACUCCUACCAACAGACUAAAUAACAGGAGGAUGCCGAGUGAUUUGUGUUUCCGCUAACUGCAUUGCCUUGAGACAGCGGCUGCACUGAAGCACUGGAGGGAUGGAGGGAGGAAAAAUACUGGAUGACAAAAAGGAGGACAAAGAGAGACCGUUUUAUCUUUGCACAGGCAUCAAAAAAAGACUUUGUUUUAUCUGUCCUGAGAGAGAGAGAGAGAGAGAGAGAGAGAGAGAGACAGAGAGAGAGAGAGAGAGAGAGAGAGAGAGAGAGAGAGAGAGAGAGAGAGAGAGAGAGAGAGAG
Oncorhynchus mykiss (rainbow trout) is the source of this 1855-nucleotide messenger RNA. NCBI's taxonomy places the organism in Eukaryota, Metazoa, Chordata, Actinopteri, Salmoniformes, Salmonidae. The record is from RefSeq and is a predicted model, not a curated record.